AUGGAUGCCAGCCCUAGCCUCCAACUCAUUGGAGCAUGGUCGCGUGCUGCAAGCGAUGCAGCUCCAUUGGCUUCCCCACUCGCCCGGCAACCGAGACUCCAAGAUCAUCUGAGGCGCGAGAUCACGCCGCAGCGGACCGCGGUGCUGCUGGGCUUGAUCUUGCUCAGCAUAGCCACAGAGCACUUCUGCCCGCCAGAGUUUGGCAUCCAAAAGGCUGACCGGUGGAAGCCGUAUGCCGUGGUGGACAGCAUUUGUAUGGGCAUACUGCUUAUUGCGGACGGCUUGCCUCCGGAAGCAGUGCUCCUAGCUUUGACCGUGAUCUAUGUUCUGGCGGGAAUCAUCACCGAGCAUGAAGCUUUUUCAGGUUUCUCCAGCCCUGGUGUCCUUGCAUUCGGCGCCCUUUUUGUUCUCUCGGAGGCCUUUGCAGAAGUGAAAGUACUGGACGCGCUAAUCUCUCGGUGCUUGGGCAGCCCGAAAACGCUCCUCACUGCACAGUUCCGAAUAACUGUGCCUGUUGCGGUGUUGUCGGCCUUCUUCAACAACGGCCCUCUCGUGGCCAUGCUAGUGCCGAUAGUACAAGCUUGGUCACAACGCCAUGGACACUCAGCAGCCCAACUGCUCAUGCCUCUUGCGUUUGCAUCGACCUUGGGCGGAACUCUUACGAUCAUUGGCUCUGCCGCGAAUCUGCUCGCGCAUGAUCGGGCUCGGGCCCUGGAUCCCCCUGUGGACAUCGGCUUUUUUGAUUUGACACCCUAUGCAGCUCCUUUGGGCUUGCUGGGCUUGUGCUACAUGCUGGUUGCUGGCCCAAGGCUGUUGCCAAAAAGCACAGAGGUCGGACGGGAUGGACAGGUCACCAGGUCGCCUUCAAAGUCCCAGAGACCCGGCGCAUUCCCCCAGUUCACAGCUUUCACAGCCGACGACAUGCCUUCAGAAGCUGAGCUCGUUGAGCCGGAUCAAUUACGCAGGUACCACAUCCUGUUCGUGGUUCGUAGCCGCUGUCCAUCUAUUGGUUGCAGUCUCUUUGACAUGGGAAUGACUCGCUUGCCGGACGUAUUGGUGCUGGAGCUGCGCCGCGAAGGCCAGCCGCUUCAAGACACUUUUGGCACAGCACUGGCAGCUGGAGAUUUCAUCAAAGUGGCCGCUGGCGCGGCAAGCAUUGCAAGGCUUCGGAAGGCAUAUGAUGGCCUGGAGCCUGCAGUUCACAAGGACCUGGCUACGUUGGGUCCGCACAGGAGGCACCGGCGAUUGUUCGAAGCAGUUGUUGCUUCGAAUUCUGCACUUGUCACGGAGCCACUGGCCAAACAAAAGGAGCGACUCCUUCGCAAGGCUGGCUCCGUUAUCCUUGCCAUACGCCACUCAUCAAGUGAAGCUGCAGCUGCAGAUCUGGAAGCUCGCAGCCCAUUAAAGCUGGUGCCAGGAGACGUUCUCUUGCUGGAGGCCUUCCCUGACUGCUUGGACCGGCUUGCGGAUUUUUCCGUGGUGGCAGCUGUCGAGUCCUCGAAACCACCACGAAGGGGUCGGCAGCAGGACAGGCUUCGGGGCCUUCUCUGCUUGUUCGGCUUCGUGUUGGCCAUUGGCUUGAACGGCUUAGGUUUCCUGCCAUUGGCAGCUGCCGUGUUAGCUCUGGACUUUUUCUGCUGCUGCGCCAGGGUGCUAAGCUGGCGAGAGGCCAUGCGCGGCGUCAACGGCAGUGUGAUGAUGACCAUUGCCGCCUCCUUCGGAAUUUCUGCCGCCAUGACGAAGACAGGAGCAGCAGCGGCUUUGGCAAAUGCGCUGCUGAAUGUGGGACUGCGAUCGGGCCCAUUUGGAGUACUUUGCAUGGUGUAUUGUGGCACGGCACUUUUGACCAACAUCAUCAGCAACACUGCCACAUGCGUCAUGAUGAUUCCAGUGGCUGUGCAUGUCGCAAAACAGCUGCGCCAGUCUGACGGAUGUGAGAACAUAGAUGAGAAGACUCUUCUCUUCCUCGUGAUAUUUGCCGCAAACGCUUCCUUUGCCACCCCUCUGGGCUCCCCGUCGAAUAUCUUGGUUGUGGACGCUGGCAACUACACCUUCGGAGACUUUGUGCGAUUUGGAGGCAUGCUGCAGAUCAUCAUGAUGUGGGCAACAUGCUCCGCGCUGUACUACUUUCCGUGCUCCUAG
Symbiodinium natans is the source of this 2142-nucleotide messenger RNA. NCBI's taxonomy places the organism in Eukaryota, Dinophyceae, Suessiales, Symbiodiniaceae. The record is from the annotation of a GenBank genome assembly.